Mirounga angustirostris (Northern elephant seal) is the source of this 934-nucleotide messenger RNA. It is a transcript of the gene NAXE, whose product is annotated as NAD(P)HX epimerase. Lineage: Eukaryota; Metazoa; Chordata; Mammalia; Carnivora; Phocidae. The record is from RefSeq and is a predicted model, not a curated record. Gene Ontology annotation, molecular function: NAD(P)HX epimerase activity. Gene Ontology annotation, cellular component: mitochondrion. Bases 16 to 882 code for a protein of 288 amino acids. The transcript is spliced from 6 exons.
CGCCGGGCGAGCUCCAUGUCCGCGCUGCGGGCGGUGCUGGGGUUCGGGCUGCUGGCCGCGGGCUCGCAGCUGCGGCGCGUCCCGGGCCAGGCGGGCGCCUGCCGCGCGGGGCCCGCGUGGUGGGGGACGCGGCGGCCGCACUCGGGCGGCCCCGGGGAGCCGGCGGGCAUGGCGAGCCCGGCAGUGAAGUACCUGAGCCAGGAGGAGGCCCAGGCCGUGGACGAGGAGCUGUUUAACGAGUACCAGUUCAGCGUGGAUCAACUAAUGGAGCUGGCUGGGCUGAGCUGCGCCACAGCCAUUGCCAAGGCCUAUCCCCCCACGUCCAUGUCCCGGAGCCCCCCCGCGGUCCUGGUCAUCUGCGGGCCCGGGAAUAACGGAGGAGACGGCCUGGUGUGUGCGCGGCACCUCAAACUCUUCGGCUACCAGCCAACCAUUUAUUAUCCCAAAAGGCCGAACAAGCCACUCUUCACCGCACUGGUGACCCAGUGUCAGAAAAUGGACAUCCCUUUCCUUGGUGAAAUGCCCCCCGAGCCCAUGCUGAUCGACGAACUGUACGAGCUGGUCGUGGAUGCCAUCUUUGGCUUCAGCUUCAAAGGCGAUGUUCGGGAGCCGUUCCGUGGCAUCCUGGGUGUCCUGAAUGGGCUCACCGUGCCCAUUGCGAGCAUCGACAUUCCCUCAGGAUGGGAUGUGGAGAAGGGGAACUCUGAAGGGAUCCAGCCAGACUUGCUCAUCUCCCUGACAGCACCCAAAAAGUCUGCCACCCAGUUCACUGGUCGCUACCACUACCUAGGAGGUCGUUUUGUGCCACCUGCUCUGGAACAGAAGUACCAGCUGAAUCUGCCGCCCUACCCGGACACUGAGUGUGUCUACCGUCUGCAGUGAGGGAAGACGGGUGGGCUUUCCUCCCAAUAAAGACUUAGUGCUCCUCCCCCAA